Molecule: messenger RNA, 1413 nt
Organism: Xyrauchen texanus (razorback sucker)
Lineage: Eukaryota; Metazoa; Chordata; Actinopteri; Cypriniformes; Catostomidae
Product: sterile alpha motif domain-containing protein 12-like
Exons: 5
Coding region: 452-997 (181 amino acids)
Biological process (GO): cell surface receptor protein tyrosine kinase signaling pathway
Cellular component (GO): cytoplasmic side of plasma membrane
Molecular function (GO): protein binding
Source: RefSeq, a predicted model, not a curated record
GCGUCCUUCCGCGCUGUGUUUGUGUGUAAACACGCGCUAGACACACGUCUUUGACCGUUUUAAGCGUCGUUCUAAGGAACGCCGCGUUUUUUAGACGUCGUGUCAGGUAAAAAAUAUAUUAACGUAAACUUUUAAAACGCGUCUCGAGACUGCGUUCUCCUAUUUGUGUUGCCCUACGUCUUCGGUCUGACCACAGAGAGGAACAGAGCGCAAUAUAAUAAUAAGGAUAUUAUUGUUUAGACACCGUAUUUCGUACUGUGCGUCACUUUUUAAUUUAAAAUGUGGAUGACUGGCAUGUAGUUAUUUUAAAUGCGAUGAGCUCUUCUGUGAGGACCAGCAGACUGAUGCGCGCGCAUUAUUAAUAAAAGGGUUUCAUACGUGCACGAACUGGACGCUUCGUUUGUGUAGACAGGUGUUUCGUUGUGUUUCGGCCACCUGCUCCGGUACCGUGAUGCUGGGGCAGUCUCCGCACCUGAUCGGCGGCAUCCUCUGGAUUCAAAACCCAAUGCGAGCUGUCCACUGCAGUCUGACCCAGAAUGGCAUUGAGCAUCAGGUGUGUGCAGAGGAUAUGACUUCACACCUAGAGGAAGCGUCUGUUGAUCAUGGACUGGAUGAUGACAGUCCAGGGUUCCGGGACCAGAGUCCGGGUUUCCAUCAACGAUCUCCUCCUCAGCGCUCUGUCUCAGAAUCUGAGCUCUCUAGGCCGGGAACUGUGAAGCUGUCCAAACCGGUGGCUCUGUGGACCCAGCAGGAUGUUUGUAAAUGGCUAAAGAAACACUGUCCCAAUCAACACCAAGUCUACAGUGAAUCCUUCAAGCAGCACGACAUCACAGGUCGAGCUCUGAUGAGGCUCACAGACAGGAAGUUGGAGCGGAUGGGCAUCAUGCAGGAGAGUCAGAGACAGUAUAUACUUCAGCAGGUGCUCCAGCUGCGCGUCAGAGAAGAAGUUCGCACCCUGCAGCUGCUCACGCAAGCCUCUCUGGAGAGUUCACCAUAACCUGAGUAGUCCUGGAAACCCUCCAUUCCCCUGUUCACCUCCUCCGAUGUCCACAGCACACUCCAGACUCUUCACCUCUGCAGUCUUCCUUCAAGUCACUUCUCUCAAAACUCCAUAACCAUUUGUCACAGGUCCAACCCAUCGCUGAACAAAAACAAUCCUAGAAUGGAUCCAACUUUUCUUCAAUGCUUUUUUCAGCCUAUCAAAUUGACCCUUCAAGCAUUACAUGGACUACUGAUGUUCUUGAUUUGACAAAUUGAAAGUCUUGCUGCAGAAUUAUAUUUGUAUGGACGUAAUCUCCUGAAGUGUAGCACUUUAAACUUUCUUCUCUAUCUAUCUAUCUAUCUAUCUAUCUAUCUAUCUAUCUAUCUAUCUAUCUAUCUAUCUAUCUAUCUAUCUAUCUAUCUAUCUAUCUA